AUGGCCGAAGGUGGCAAGAAGCCCAAAGGCUACAAGUGGGAAUUCAAAGACAGCAAUAAAGACUUCUGGGCGCAGGGACAUGGAGCGACCAAGUCUUUCUGUUUGAUCUUAAUAACCACUGCACUGAUCUGUUUCCAAAGAGUGGCCACGCACCCCGUCCUGACCCUGCUCCUCACUAUGGAAUUGUCAAUCUUCGCUUUCUUCUUCUUCCUCUACUCCUUUGCGGUCCACAGAUACAUUCCCUUCAUCUUCUGGCCUAUGAUGGAUCUCAUGAACGACCUGUUUGCUACCAUAUUUCUCUUAGGUGGUAUAGCCUUUGCUAAUGAAGCGAGACGAGAAUUACCAAUGCCCUACAUGACCGCUAUGAUCCUUAUGGGAGUUGCUGCCUUUUUUGCCAUCAUUGACCUAUGUCUUCAGAGGAGACAAUUCAAAAGCAGGAAGCUUCGAAAGUACAUUCUACUUGCCCCAGACAAGGAUGGCCAGAUGCAAGACCCGAAACUCCUUACAAUGCUGGCUGCUAAAGAGGAUGAGGCUGAGGCAAGGAAAAGGUAGCUGGCGGAGAAAGCCAGGAGGGAGGAAGGGAAUCCCGCGUGGUGA
Messenger RNA from Rattus rattus (black rat), 597 nucleotides. Its product is annotated as CKLF-like MARVEL transmembrane domain-containing protein 2B. Gene Ontology annotation, cellular component: membrane. The record is from RefSeq and is a predicted model, not a curated record. The transcript is spliced from 4 exons. NCBI's taxonomy places the organism in Eukaryota, Metazoa, Chordata, Mammalia, Rodentia, Muridae.